AUGUCGUACGUUGCCAUUGCAACUUCACCCUUCCAAUCGGCAGUGGCAGAUCUGCUGCCCUGUAACAAGUAUCUCAAAUCGCGGCUAACGCAUGCGCUCAUCGAGGUAUACGGCUUGCUCGAUCAUGUCGAUGAGUGCAUCGUUGACGCGGUGGCUCAUCGGGACCAACUCGUCCAAUUUCACCAGAGGGAGUACGUAGAUACUGUUUUGAAUGAGCAGCACAAUAGGGUGCAACUGUAUGACAGCGAUGGCGAGACGGGCUGGAACUACUUAAACGGCGUUGCUCUCGAGUGGGGGGAAACUGGUGAAGGAGUGGACCAAUGUGGGUUUGAUUCUUGGAAGGAGCUGUUCCAGUACUAUCUCAGAGUAUCUGACGAAAUAACGCCGUCUAGAAAGCGGCCCCUCGACUCAGACGAUGACGACGGCAUAUCUGGAUCAGAGGCCAAGGAGGAGGCACUGAAAGUGUUCAAUCUGGAGGGUGAUUGUCCCAUAUUCUCCUACUUACCCAUGUACGUACGCACCGUCACUGGGGCAACGCUACAGCUGGCGGACUGUCUGCUGAGAAAAGCCGCCCUUGACAAGAGGUUUAUCGGUAUGAACUGGGACGGCGGUCGGCAUCAUGCAUCCAAGGGCAAAGCAAGUGGGUUCUGCUACGUGAACGACAUUGUGCUGCUGAUCCAGAAACUGCGGAAACAAGGUACCGGCAAAGUCACGUACCUCGACUUCGAUCUGCACCACGGCGACGGCGUCGAACGGGCUUUUAAGUUCACCAAGAAAGUGCAGACAAUCUCCCUGCACCUGUACGAACCCGGUUUCUUCCCCUGCACUGGUUCCCUUGAGGGAUCAAGCGGGUUCGACACUGUCAAUCUCCCGCUCCAGCACGGCCUCACGGACUCGUUCCUCCAGGGACUUGUGGACCAGGUUGUGAAUCCGCUGAUUCAACGGCACGGACCCGAGGUCAUCGUCAUACAAUGCGGAGGCGACGGCCUCCUCGGGGACACAUUCCACGAGUGGCAACUGUCCAUCCGCGGACUCACAAAAUGCAUCCUGGACGUCAUGUCGCAUUCUACGCAAGCACAUGUCAUCUUACUGGGCGGUGGGGGCUACAAUCCGACACUGAUGAGCAGGUUUUAUACAUACCUCACAGGGAGAAUCCUGCACCAAUUCAAGAACACGGAUCCGUUCCCUGGCAUGAACGGAGCCCAGGAGGAAUCUCUCAUAAGGGACCACAAGUACAUUGAGUGCUACGGCGACGACGAGCAUUACAAAUUCUGGGUCUACAGUAUACAGGGGUCCCAAAAACACCGCACAUUGCGGGAGGAAAACACAACAGACCAGAUCGACAAGUUUAUCAAGUUCUACAGCAUAUAA
This is a messenger RNA of Huiozyma naganishii CBS 8797, 1371 nucleotides long. RefSeq names its product histone deacetylase (gene HOS1). The transcript has a single exon. The coding region runs from base 1 to 1371 and encodes 456 amino acids. NCBI's taxonomy places the organism in Eukaryota, Fungi, Ascomycota, Saccharomycetes, Saccharomycetales, Saccharomycetaceae. The record is from RefSeq and is a predicted model, not a curated record.